AUGGCGAGCAUUAAGGCUUGCAACGACUGGCAUGUCAGGGUCGUGAGCCGGCGCCUGGUGAAGGCCUCCGACACCUCCAUUAAGCAUCACGUCGUCACCGUGUCCAACCUCGACAUCAUCGCACGGAUCUUACAGGUCUCCAUGUUCUGUGUCUACGCCAAGCCGCCGGCUGGUGAAUUCGACGCUGUCGUCGCUGCCUUCGAGGCCGGAUUGCCUUCUUUCCUGAACCAUUUCUUCCCGCUAGCCGGCCGCAUCGCGAUGGACAACACGAGCUCUGGCGUCCCCGUGGUCCAUUGCAGCAACCAAGGCGCCGAGCUCGUGGUCGGGGAGGCUGGAGUCAUGCUGCGGAGCCUUGACUACGGUGCAAUGGGCCCGUCAUUACAGAAGAUCGAGCUGCCGUACGGCGAGGACAUGGCGCUGUCGGUGCAGGUGGUGUCCUUCGCGUGCGGCGGCUUCACCGUGGCGUGGCGCACCAAUCACGUCGUCGUCGAUGGGUGCGCACUGAGCUCUCUGGUCUCCGCGUGGUCCGCGUUCACACGCUCAGGGGGGACGCUCCCCGCUGCGGUCCGGCGGCCGAACUACGACCGCUCGAUCUUCCGCCCGCGCUCGCCGCCGUCCUACAGUGCCUCCCUCGACGCCGCGUUCACGCCGUUGGACGCCCGGUGCCAGGUUAAUUGCCUCACCGCCGACCAUAGCUCCGUCCUCCGCUUCUAA
Molecule: messenger RNA, 714 nt
Organism: Panicum virgatum (switchgrass)
Lineage: Eukaryota; Viridiplantae; Streptophyta; Magnoliopsida; Poales; Poaceae
Product: putrescine hydroxycinnamoyltransferase 1-like
Exons: 1
Coding region: 1-714 (237 amino acids)
Molecular function (GO): acyltransferase activity, transferring groups other than amino-acyl groups
Source: RefSeq, a predicted model, not a curated record